Molecule: messenger RNA, 1665 nt
Organism: Pediculus humanus corporis (human body louse)
Lineage: Eukaryota; Metazoa; Arthropoda; Insecta; Psocodea; Pediculidae
Product: peptidyl-prolyl cis-trans isomerase, putative
Exons: 3
Coding region: 1-1665 (554 amino acids)
Biological process (GO): protein peptidyl-prolyl isomerization
Molecular function (GO): peptidyl-prolyl cis-trans isomerase activity; zinc ion binding
Source: RefSeq, a predicted model, not a curated record
AUGGAUUCAGAGUUAUCGGACGUGGAAGAAUUAACAUUGUGCAACUUUUGCAAACAAAAAUUUAACAACUCUGACCUCUGCCCAAAAAUAUUACAGUGCAAACAUUACUUUUGUUUAAAAUGCAUUGAAACGACAAUGUUAAAAGGAAGGGACUUGUUUUGUGUUAACUGUUGGAAACACACAGAAGUUAAUGAUGGUGGUGCAGCAGAUUUACCCACUCACAAUCCCAUUCUCUCAUUGACAAGUCACUUAUCGUUAUUAAACAGCGAAAAAAAUUUAGAAAACAAAGAGCUUAAGGCAAUUAACAUAUGCCAUGCACAUGCCAUGCCAUUUAGUAUGUGGUGCCACACUUGCCAUAAAUCACUUUGUCGAAUGUGUUUGAUGAGAUCUGAGCAUGCUGGACACCAAAUAAAAACGGAAAAUGAAGCCAAAGACCUUCUGGUGCAAGCAGAAUUAUCAUCAAUCAAUAAAAUUCUUUUGGACAUUCAACGAUUAGCAAUAUACCAAAGAGAAUUUCUGCUAAAAGUUUUGGAAGCAUGCAUUACGCUGAAAACGUGCCUAGAAUCAGAUCUACAAAUGAACGUCACGCCGGAAUUGAACGAAGCAAAAGAAAUAAUUAUGAGAGCGAAAGCAGGUUUGCUACAGUUCAACACGCCCUUGGACGCGCAAAACAUAUUUACAAAUCUCAUAGCUGAAAAACAACGACUAGAAACGAAAUAUCACGAAAUGUUGUUGCAGUGUAAAUUGGACGACCUCAUCGGGAGUUCCGGAGUUGUUUUCGAUUUUACACUUUUGACACAAGCUCUUGGAAGUUUGCAAAACACGGAUUUUAUUUUUCCACGCUCCAGUCCGGGAACGCAAAACCCCAUUUUAUUUCUAACAAACUACUGCAUGUCUCAGUUGUAUUCCCGAUAUGUAAUUUCGAAAAGUCAAAAUCAACUUGAUUUGCUCCAAUCGAAAAUAAAUCAAAAUAACGAUUGCAUUCUAAAUAAAUUUGAUUUUUUGAACGAUAAUAUAAAAACGGACGUUAUUUUACAAAACGGAAGCUACCUCGGUGGUAAAACGAACGAUUAUAUUCCCGCCAAAUUGAAUUCGUCGGAAUCGAAAUUAAUUAAAUCAAAAUACGAACACUCUCCCCCGAUCUCAAUUAUACGAAAUCCGAAUAGCUCGUACCCGUUGUAUUUUUUUAAAAUCAAUUUAAAUUCCAAUUAUUUCGGACGGAUAGUUAUAGAAACGCGACCGGAUUUGGCGCCGAAAAUGUCGAAAAAUUUCGCCGCUCUCUGCACGGGCGAAACGGGUGUCUCGUACAAAAAUUGCACCAUUUUCCAAUGUUGGGACGGAGAAUCCAUAAUAACGGGAGACUACGAAACGAAUAACGGUCGAGGGGGUAAAUCCAUUUACGAAGAAGGUUAUUUUAUGCCGGACGAAACGAAAAUACCCUCCGUGAGAGGUGCCGUGGGAAUGAGACGAACGCAAAAAAGACACGACAAUCUAGGCAUGGUCGGAUCCCAAUUUCGAGUCAUAUUACAAGAAAUGCCCGGGUUUUCGGCCAUUUUCGGACACGUCGUCGAAGGGAUUGACGUUAUCGAAAAAAUCGCGAGUUUCGGAGAUCAAACCGGUAAACCCACCAAAACAAUAACGAUAACAAAUUGCGGAAAACUUUAA